ACGAGGAAUGCGACAGAAGCUCCUGGAACCUCCUCCUUCCAACUCUUCUCAACACUUCCAGAAAAUUCCUUCUUCACUCACUCAUUCACAACGUCUAUAAAACCCAACCAACCGUUCGCCAUUCGUAUCAACGAAAAUUAGCUCUUCAAUUUGCAAGAACAUAGCAUUACCAAAAUUUCCUUUCUUACAAGCAUUUCUACUUAGUUAAAAGACUCCAAAAUUUCUCCACCAAUCAAGAGAAAAAUGGAUCUCAGAAUCAUGGGCAUAGACUCACCCAUCUUCUCCACCCUCCAGCACGUGAUGGACCUCGCCGAUGAGGCCGACAAGUCCUUCAGCACACCUACCAGGGCUUACGUUCGGGACGCCAAGGCUAUGGCAGCCACUCCAGCCGACGUCAAGGAGUAUCCGAAUUCCUAUGUUUUCGUCGUUGACAUGCCGGGAUUAAAGGUCGGAGACAUCCAGGUUCAGGUUGAGGAUGACAAUGUGCUACUCAUAAGUGGGGAGAGGAAGAGGGAGGAGGAGAAAGAAGAAGCCAAGUAUGUGAGGAUGGAGAGGAGAGUUGGGAAGUUAAUGAGGAAAUUUGUGUUGCCGGAAAAUGCUAACACUGAUGCCAUAUCGGCGGUUUGUCAGGAUGGUGUGCUCACUGUGACUGUGCAAAAGUUGCCACCACCUCAGCCUAAGAAGCCCAAGAUCGUUGAGGUCAAGGUCAAUUGAUGGGACUAGGACUAUCGGGGAUUCCUACUUCCAAUCUUUGGAUCACAAGUUCUCAGAAUGUGGCGCAUGGUGUUCUUUUUCUUCUUUCUUUUUCUUUUUUGGUGGCGUUUUCUGUUUUAAUGACUGUUAUGUGAAGGUUAAAUGUGUAAUGUGUGUUGAAGGUUUAUGUUAAUGAAUAUAUUAAGGUUUUAUCAGAAA
Messenger RNA from Cucumis sativus (cucumber), 912 nucleotides. RefSeq names its product 17.9 kDa class II heat shock protein. The transcript has a single exon. Gene Ontology annotation, biological process: response to heat; response to salt stress; response to hydrogen peroxide. Bases 244 to 714 code for a protein of 156 amino acids. The record is from RefSeq and is a predicted model, not a curated record. Lineage: Eukaryota; Viridiplantae; Streptophyta; Magnoliopsida; Cucurbitales; Cucurbitaceae.